This is a messenger RNA of Magallana angulata, 979 nucleotides long. RefSeq names its product general transcription factor IIH subunit 3-like. Gene Ontology annotation, biological process: regulation of DNA-templated transcription; nucleotide-excision repair. Lineage: Eukaryota; Metazoa; Mollusca; Bivalvia; Ostreida; Ostreidae. Gene Ontology annotation, cellular component: transcription factor TFIIH holo complex; transcription factor TFIIH core complex. The record is from RefSeq and is a predicted model, not a curated record. The transcript has 12 exons. Bases 48 to 956 code for a protein of 302 amino acids.
CUUUUUUGUUGUAAAAUGAAAGUGUAACAUGCGAGCUCAGAGUCAAAAUGACAGAUAAUGUGAAAAGCCAACUAAUCAUCAUCCUUGACACAAACCCAGUAUGGUGGGGCCACAAACCAUCAUCUCAUACAAAGGCACAGCAAAAGAUGACUUUGACAGAAUGCCUGAAUUCUGUAAUGGUUUUUGCCCACUCUCACUUAAUGAUGAACCAUUCCAACAAGUUGGCCAUUAUUGCUGCUCACUCAGACCAAAGUGUGUUUUUGUAUCCAAAGAAUGAUCCCACAGUUCAUGUGAUAUCAGAAGCAGACGAAGUGACAGAAGGGAAUGAUGGGAAAUACGAGCUCUUUAAUCAGGUGGACAAGCAAAUCAAAGAGGGAAUUAAAAACCUGAUAGACAAUUGUAUGAAUGGACAACUCUAUCCAGACUCGCUUGUUGCUGGUGCUUUGGCCAUGGCUCUGUGUCAUAUCAACAAGACAGAGAGGAGUCAUGAAGAAGUGGGGAUUCUUUCCAGUCGAAUUCUGGUGAUCAAAGGGUCUGAGGACAACACAGAGCAAUAUAUGAAUUUAAUGAAUGCCGUUUUUACAGCCCAGAAACAGAAUGUGGUAAUCGAUGCCUGUGUUUUGGAUAAUGAAUCAGGACUCCUGCAACAGGCUUGUGAUAUAACAGGGGGCAUAUAUUUGAAGAUUCCUCAAAUGAAAGGACUGUUGCAGUACUUGAUGUGGGUUUUCCUUCCCGACCCCCUUGAGAGAGCAAAGCUGACCCUUCCUCCCAAAGUCCAGGUGGACUACAGAGCUGCAUGCUUCUGUCACCGCAACCUCAUAGAUAUCGGAUACGUGUGUUCUGUCUGUCUCUCAAUAUUUUGUGCCUUCAGCCCAAUUUGUGGAACAUGUCAAACAACCUUCAAGAUAUUUGGUCCCCCAAAGGGUGUAAAGAAAAAAUCAAAGAAACUGGGAUAGCAUUAGAUAAAAUUAUUUGUGUA